Coffea eugenioides is the source of this 1371-nucleotide messenger RNA. RefSeq lists its product as uncharacterized. Lineage: Eukaryota; Viridiplantae; Streptophyta; Magnoliopsida; Gentianales; Rubiaceae. The record is from RefSeq and is a predicted model, not a curated record. The coding region runs from base 1 to 1371 and encodes 456 amino acids. The transcript has a single exon.
AUGGAAAACAUACAUGAAGAUCCAAAUUUUGUGUCUCUUCGAGAAUAUUAUUGUUAUAAACUUCAGAUUAGGGACAAUGAUGAAUCUUGGCUAUUACAUUUUGCUCGCCUCCUACAACAAUAUAUUGUUGAUCAAUAUGUGAAGCUUGAGACACAAAGACUUGACUUCUAUAGAUUACAACAAGAGGAAAUUAAGAGAGAGUUCUUGAAAGGCAUAAUAGAUGCUUUAGGAUCAGGCGAGAGUCAAGCAUCUAAUGUUGGCCAACGUAUCAUAUUACCGCCAUCAUUUAUUGGAGGGCCGAGAAAUAUGAGACGUAAAUACAUGGAUGCAAUGACAUUAGUACAGAAGUAUGGUAAACCGGAUAUAUUUCUGACCAUGACUUGCAAUCCUAAUUGGCCAGAAAUAAAAGAGCACUUAAUAGAUAAAGAAGAGGCACAAAACAGACCAGAUUUGCUUGCUAGAGUAUUUCAUGCUAAGUUAAAACAGCUUAAAGAUGAACUUCUGAAAAAAUGCAUCUUUGGUGAAGUGGCAGCUUACACUUAUGUCAUUGAAUACCAAAAACGUGGACUGCCACAUGCACACUUCUUGCUAAUUUUAAAGUCAAAAUUCAAGAUGUAUACUCCUGAAGAAUAUGAUAAAAUUGUCUGUGCUGAGAUACCAAAUAAAGAGAAAAACGAACAUCUAUAUAAUUUGGUUAUUAAACAUACGCUUCAUGGACCAUGUGGUUCACUUGAUCCAACAAAUGUAUGCAUGAGAAAAAAUGGAACUUGCAAGAAUAAUUUUCCUAAAAAUUUCUGUGAGGAAACUAUCCAAACUCUUAAUGCAUAUCCUGAAUAUCGAAGGAGAGAUGAUGGAGUUCAAAUUAAGAUCAAAUCAGCUCUUUUAGAUAACAGAUGGGUUGUACCAUACAAUCCAUAUCUUUUGGCUAAAUUUGAUUGCCAUCUUAAUGUUGAAAUGUGUUUUACAAUUAAGGCAGUCAAAUACAUUUACAAGUAUAUCUAUAAAGGUCAUAAUAGAACUAACUUUUGUGUAGUAAAUAAUAAACCUGAUUCAGAAAUUGAUGAAAUUAAACAAUAUGUAUCAGCUAGGUGGGUUUCUCCACUUGAGGCAGCAUGGAGAAUCUUUAGAUUUUCUAUGAGUGAAAUAAAGCCAGCUAUUAUUCAUUUACAAUUGCAUUUGGAAAAUUAUCAGCCAAUGAGUUUCAAAAAAACAGCUAAUCUUCAAAAUGUUGUCAAUAACUAUCAUUUGAAAAAACCAAUGCUCACUGAAUUUUUUUACAUGAAUAGGACAGAUAAAGCAGCUCAGGAUCUAAAUUGUACUUAUGUAGAGUUCCCUGAUCAUUUUGUCUGGUUACCUAAGCAAAAAUACUAG